Linum tenue is the source of this 2016-nucleotide messenger RNA. The record is from the annotation of a GenBank genome assembly. NCBI's taxonomy places the organism in Eukaryota, Viridiplantae, Streptophyta, Magnoliopsida, Malpighiales, Linaceae.
AUGGUUCUAUGUGAUUUCAAGUCAGACAAGCACUUUGUUGCUUCCUCCGACAAAACUACCCUACAAAUAUACGAGUUAACCAACCCUACCAUUCACCCUUCUUCGAUUCGAAAGAUCCACUGGAGGCAAAUCGCCUGCAUCACUGUGCGCGACGACGAUGAUGCUGAGUCCUACGACGGGCUGUUGUUCUUCGAUGGUCAUGGGAAGAUCGAGGGACGGGAGGCGUUAACCAAGCUAGCUCAAUACCUAACCCGGCUACGGUUGAUGGUGAGCCCGGAAGGGUAUUGUUUUCAAGAUGUGACGGGAUUGGGUGAGCAUAAUGAUUUCGGGAUCCAGUACCUUCGGCUGAAUGAUCUGUUCAACUGGCCUCGUCAUGGCGUUGACGCUGCAAGGAGCAGCGUGUGGCAUCGUUUGGAGUUGAGGUAUGUCAUGCCAAAAUACAAGAAAUCACCAAAACAAACGACGGGAGUAGGAGUGAGCAAGGAGAAGUACGAGGAGUUGAAAACAAUGUUGAGAGUAAAAAAUGAGGAAUUGGCAAAGGUGAGGGAGGAGAUGGAUGAAGAGCUACAAAAUUUGAGGGACGAGCAAGCAGAGGAGCUACAAAAGUUAAAAGAGGAGACAGAGGAAGCAAGCGAGACGAAAUAUGAGGAGAUCAAGAAGGCGAUGAAGGAAAAGGAUGAGGAGUUUCGAAAACUGCUAAAGAAAAAAGAUGGCGAAUUGCAAAUGCUUAAAAAGGGGAAGAACGAUGGAGCGAUGCUACAAAAGCUAAGAAAGGAGAAGGACGAGGAAUUUCGAAAGUUUAAAGAGAAGACGGACGAGGAGAUCGAAAAGAUAAAAAGGGAAAAGGACGAAGAAAUGGAAGGUCUUCAAAAGAAGGAGGAGGAAGCCUUGCAAAAAUUGAACGAGAAAGAUGAGGAAUUGCGAAAACUAACAAGGGUGAAGGACGAGGAGUUGCGAAAGCUACUGAAGAAGAAAGACGGUGAACUACAAAUGCUCAGGAAGGGAAGGAACGAUGGUGUGCUUCUUCAGGCAUUAAGGAAGGAAAAAGACGAAGAACUACACAAGUUGAAACAGGAAAUGGAGGAGGAAAUCGAAAAGCUGAGAAACGAGAAGGAAGAAGAAGCAGAAAGGAUCAUUCUCGAAAAAGAGGAAGAAACAUCGGAAAAGCUAAAAGAGAAAGACGAGCAACUACAAGAACAAAAAAAGGAGAACGGCGAACUGCAGAAACUACUACAGAAAAAAGACGGCGGACUGAAGGACGAAAACAGAGUAAUCUUACAGAAGCUGAGGAAGGAAAAGGACGAGCAACUACGUAAAUUCAACGAAGAGAUGAAAAAACUGAGGCAUGAGAAGGACGAAGAGGUAGAAAGGCUGGAAAGAGAGAAAGAAGAGAAAGAGCACGAACUCGUAGCACUGAGGCAGCAGGGAAGAAGCGAUCAAGAUGGCGGCGAAUCGACGACGACCACAGAGAGUCUGAAGAAAGAGCUCGAGAAGUGCCGGAAGAACUCGUGGGGCAGCCCGCCAAUCUCGAAGAUCCUGCUCCACCUCCCGAAGGAGAAGCUCCUUGAGAUCCACCUCAGCAGGAGGCGGCCGGUGCCGCCGCAGAGAUUCCGUCGGAAGAACAAUUCCGCCGCCGCCGCCGCUCCUCCGCCCGUCCCUCAGCACUACACGCCGGACAUCGCGGAGGGGAGCCACCACGUUCUGUUCGACUCGCUGCUGCUGAUCGACGAGGAUGUCACGGCGGGUCCGACGCCGUCUCCGGUGACGGUGGCCACGCGAGACGGGCAGUUCGACGUGAAUAAUUGGUGGUUUGCGAAGACUACGGCGCCGGAAGGCGGGACGACGAUGGUGGCUUAUUACGACGGCGAUUUCAACCGUGUUAGUGUUUCUAGGAUGGUGGCUAAAGAUCCCAUUCCGUUGCCGUAUUCCAAAGAUGCCAAUUUCUGUCCCAAUAGGAGUUUCACGCUUGUUAGUUUGGUGGUGGGGUUGAGGCUUGGUUUCUUUUACCGGAGUUAG